CGGGCCGGGCCGGGGAUGUAGCGCUCAGCACCGCGGACAGCGGCGGGGCUGCCCGGGGGGCGGGGGGCCAUGGCCGGCGUGCAGCAGGGCGAGAAGCAGCUCUUCGAGAAGUUCUGGAGAGGCACCUUCAAAGCCGUGGCCACGCCGCGACCCGAGAGCAUCAUCGUGGCCAGUAUCACCGCCCGCAAGCCGCUGCCCAGUGGGACGCUGGGCUGCCUGCCGUACCCUGCGGAGGACAGACGGCCGGAGAAGCUGAGCAGCUGCGUGGUCAGGGAGCCUGCCAGCACCAAUGGCUGUGCCAAGGCGAGGGACAGACGGGACCAUGCCCACCGCAGGUCACGCAGCCCUUCGUGUGAUGAGGAGAGGCCACUGCCGGCUCGGGGGAAGAAGAAGAAAAAGAAAUCUGGCCGCAAGAAGAGAAGGAGGUCUCCCUCCUACAGCCCUUCACCUGUGAAGAAGAAGAAGAAGAAAAGCUCCAAGAAGCGAAAAAGAAACAGGUUAUCAUCAAAGAAGAGAAGGCACAGUUCUUCAAGCCCCAAAAGUAAGAGAAAGGAAGAAAGAAAACACAAAAAACACUCUCGUGGGCGCUCCCGGAAAUCCCAUCGGCAUCGGCGCUGCCACUCUCGCUCAGAGAGCUCCGACUCCCACUCCCCCAGCUGCCGGAGCAGGCACAGAGCCAGGUCUCGGGAGGAAGGGCGUAAAACACGGCGAAGACACUCCUGGCACCAUUCAAAGAUCACGGCAAAGAGAAGCUCCUCUGCAGAGGUUCAGGCCAGUCAAAAAGCCAGCCAAACCCUCCCACUCUACAGCUUCCUGUCUUCUAAGGAAGUAAUCUCUCAGUCAGGGUCUUCUGCUGACCUCUUUACCAAAACAGACAGCCCGCCUGGCAACCUAGCCAGCCAGAAUGGAGAGUAUCAUGAAUAUGACUCAGGAAACGAUACUUCCUCCCCUCCCUCCACUCAAACGAGCUCAUCCAGGUCAAAGGACAGCCAGGAGAAAAGAAGUCUAGUCCAUGAUGGCUUUGGCCAUGCCUUCUCGUCCGGGAAGCCCAAACUGGCCAACAGCGAUAACAGCUCUGAUUCAGGAAAUUCCUUCACCAGUUGCUUUUCCCAGACCAAGGGAACAGCUUUGGAAAAUCUGUCUCCAGAUGCCCAGGGACAAGACCGAAGAGCGUGCCUACCCUCAUGUCUCGGUUCCUCAGAGGAGAAGAAGCGAAGCUUCCUCCCCUCCCCAGCGCACAGCUCCCCGCUCAGGCCUGGCUCCCGCAGCGAGUCCUGCACCAGCACGGGCAGAUCCUCCCCCGGCUCCAGCCGCUCCCGCUCCUCGCACCACAAGGCCUCUCCCAGGUACUCCCGAAGCAGGUCCUGCUCCUCGGGAAGGAGGUCUUCCUCACGUUCCCCCAGCUAUUCCUCCAAAUCCUGCAAAAAAAGUCCUGGGAGUAGAAGUUCCAGGCCUCGCCGGAGCCCCAGUUACUCCCGCUACAGCCGUAGCAGGGACCGCGAGCGGGAGCACAAGUACAGCUCCAGUGAGAAGGAGUCGCAGCGGCAGCGGCGGCGCCGCUCCUAUUCCCCCCUGAGGAAACGCCGGAGAGACUCUCCCAGCCACCUCGAAGCUCGGCGCAUCACAAGUGCCCGCAAACGCCCCAUCCCCUACUACCGUCCCAGCCCCUCGUCCUCCAGCAGCGCCGGCAGCUACUCCUCCUGGUACAGCAGCUUCAGCCGCUCCCCGAGCCGCAGCCGGAGCUACUCCAGCUACCGGACGAGCCGCAGCCGAAGCUGGAGCAGCAGCCGGAGCUCGGGCCCCAGGAGCAGCCGCAGCAGGAGCAGGAGCAGGAGCUAUGACUCAGGAGCCAGCUCCGACAGCCUGCGUCGUUAGGGAGUGUCACUGCUGGCUGACACCAGCUGCCGGCGUCACCGCCACAUUCCUGGCAUUCUCCGCUUCCUUCCCACCUACCUGGCCAUCGAUAGCAAUCAUCCCCGAUACUGACGUGGUGGCACUGCCGGGUCCCCCUUCCCCGGCUGGGAUAAGAGCCCUGGAGCGCCUGGUGCAGCCCCUCCGCCCCGGCGCGGGGUGGGUGGAUCAGUCCCAGCUCCCCAGGCCAGGCUGGAAGAAGGGUCGGUGCUUUACAGAGGGUCUGUCACGACAGACCUGCUCCAUCCUCCCCGAUGCUUCCAUCUGCCAUUGCUACUGCUCUCCAAAGCACUACCAGCAGGUCCAAAGGAAAGAGCUCUGCUCCUUGCUCUUCUGACAAACCAGGAACCAACAAAUUAACUUCUUUUGGAGAGACAGACCCAGCUGGGGAGGAGUUUGCUGGAAAGCUUCCGUGAUGGAGGGGAUGGCUGUCCCCACCAAGGCAAAUGUCAGGUCCUUUGGGUCUCUCCUCCGGAGCUGCUGCCCAUUCUGCAGAGAAAAUAUUUAUUUUUUGCCAGUCAGCCAGUCCCUGCUAUAAAUAGAAGGCUAGAAAUCCCUCCCAACGUACUUCCUGGGAAAAAAAAAGGCUGUUUGCUCCUUCUCCUGCCCUUUCCUACCAGGUAGCAGCACCUUUUGCAGGGUUGUUUUAUCCCCCCAGCACUGAAUUGCUUGCAAACCACCUGCUGAGGUCUGAAGCAGAGGGGAAGUGGUGCUGUGCUGUGCUGUGCUCAAGGGGCCACAUGUGGGACACAGGGCCAUGGGCUUCCCUUCUUGGAGGAAGCCUCAGACAGUUUGGGUUUGGGUUCUUCAGGGAGCAUUGCCCUCAGAGUGCACUGCUGGUGGGACCAGAGAGAGAUGCAGAAAUAGCACUUGUGGGGUUCAGGUUCAGUCAGAACACACAGGGUUAAAAGGAUCCAGGGGACCCCAAUUCCCCUUCCUCCAACCAUGCAGCAAUUUCAGGCAGGGUUCCAGGCAAUCGUUCCUCCUUGAGCCUCUCUGGCUGCCCCGGGGCAGGGUCAGCAGCGCAGUUGCAGGGCCAGUGCCAGGCUGCAGCAGGAUGCACUGGUGCCCCAGGGUGUUACUGGGAGGCCUGAGCAGUGCAGGGGGACACGAAGGGCCCCCCACUAAUUGCCUGUUUUUCCAGGGAGCCACGGGCUGCCCUGGGCCCUGGGGUUUUGUCUCCCUGCCAGCCCAGCUGCCUGCGCAAUUAAUGUGUUUUGCCGGGUAACAAAGGCUUCUCCCAGCACAGCCUGAGCUGGUGCUGAGGAGUUUAUUUCUCUUACAACACCUGGGUGCUUAGAGACGCCUAAUUUGGGCUUAAGACUUCCCUCCCUCCCUUCCUUUUUCCAUCCCCUCCCCUUCCAUCCUGCACGGUUAUUAACGAGUUUGGGCUUAAUGAGUCAAGGAGGUGUGUGUGUUGUUUAAGUGUUACAGAAAAGGGCUGAGUGGAGCCACCAUCUGCAGGAGGAGAGGGGGUAGAAAGGAACACAACCCACCCUCCAUCUACAGAAUUACCUACAGGCCCCUGGCAGUCAGAAAAGGGACAAAGCAGCAAGGGGAGGAAGGCUGAGUGCCACGAGCUGCUGUGGUGGAACUGGAUGAUGGCCUCAGCAAGCCUGUAAAUCUGUUAUCUGUUGGGAAGUACAGCAGUGCAGGCAGGGAUUCCAUCUGGGUGGUACAAGAGGAAGUUUGAUGUCAGGGAGCUCUUUCCCAGUAUCUUUCCUGUGCCUUCAAUGGCCAAAGCUCCUCUUUUCCCCAGACCCUCAUCCCCUGCCUUGCUUGCUGCAGGCAAUGUGAGCAUGAGGGGGCUGAGGCAGAGAGCUGAGCACUGGUAUGGUUGGCUUAGUGGGGAUGUGUCCAUCUUCUGGGAAGACCCUUUGUAGGACACAGAGAGAAGCACUCCUGCUAGGACUGAGCAAAUGCUCCAGGGCUGUGGCUGAGGGAUCAAAGCCAGGAUGGCACUGCCUUCCCUCCUGUGCUGGCCCUGACAGCGGCCCCUUGGCCACCUUCUGCAGCGAACUCCCUCUCAAAAGGGCUGAAAACCUCAUUCUUCUUCCCCAAAGAGUCUCUCCCAGUCUGAUUCUGAAAUGCCCCAUCCUUCUGCUCCCUGGGAAGCUCCAAAGGCAGUGAACCCAGACCUCCCCAGCUCUCCCAGUGUUUCAGGAACAGCCUCCUGCCCUUGGCACCCUGUAACGCACACGUGGAGCUGUAGCAAGGAAGCAGUGAGCUCGAAGAUCCAAAACUAGGAAAGAAAAGAAGAGGGGCUUUGUGCAACUGGUGUAAAUACCAAACUCACACUGACUGGAGUCCUCGUGGCUGGGGACAUGAUGGAAGCACCACUCCAGGGUUAGCAGCAUCCACCACCUGUGGAUCAGGAGAUGCCCCCGAAGGUUGUGUGGGGCUGGUGGCAGCUCCUGCACUCGUCCAGCUGAUCCCUACAUCAAGGACUGCCUCUGCCUGUACAGUCCGUGGCAGCUAAAAGCUCCUGGGGUUUCCCAAGCAGACUUGCAUUGGAGUAACCCUCUUUAAAUUAUUUAUUUAUUUAUUUAUUUAAUAUUAUUAUUAUUAUUCUAUUUUUAAUUGUAUGUCAGAAUGGACCAAUAUUUAUUUAUUCUAUUUUUUUUCCCCUAACGUUAAGUUAUUUUUGGAUCUGUUUGUUUGUUCAAAUGUAUCCAUGCCGCCGGUCUCGUGUAAAAGUUUACAGCUCUGGCCUCUCUGAGUGAGGUGGCCGGAGGAGUGACAGCCACUCCUGCUGCCACCGUGUCCCUCUGCGCUCUCCGGAGCAGGGCGGAGAGCACGGGAUGGACAAAGGGACGCAGGGCAGAGCUGCGCGUUUUCAGUUCGGAAUCUCGUGUUUCUCAUUAGAUCUGUGCAGGAAUGUGAUGGGUGUGAGCACAGAAGCGGCUCUAGGACGUGUCGGAGGUGCUGGCGAGGGGCGCUGGCAGUGCCACUGGGGAAGUGUCGCCCGCGCCCCGCCGGCCGGGUGCCAGCUGGCCCCGCGCUGUUUGCCUUGGCUCCGCUCUGCCCGAACCGCGGCUGCUCCGCGCAGCCCCGCCGCUUUCCCUGGGAGGAUGCCGUCGCCAGGACUCCCCUGCCGUGUUUAUCCCUGCACACUGACCCACCCAUGGGAAAACAAGAGAUGAGACUGUGAGAGAGUGAUCCCUGUGGAAGGUCCUUGCAAAAUCCAGCCUCUGGUGACGGUCCUGACCAAGCCUGUGUGUGUAUGUGUGUAUGUGCACAUGUGCAUAUACAUGUGAGUUUCCCUCGGUGUUAUUUAUUUUUUAACUUAUUAAAUAUUUUUAGUACAAGCUUUAGUACACCCUCCCUGUUAGCAGACAGCCGGGGUUUCUGUGGGUUUGCGUGAAGCUGUGAGUUUUUUCUGUCUCUGUGCCUUUUGCCAGUGCUUUUUUAUUUAUUUAUUUUUCAAUGUUGUUUCAUUCACUGCUUUUAUGGAUUUUUGCUCUGCAUCCAACAGCUCAGAUUGCUGCAGGUGCUCUCUGCAAAUAGCAGGUUCACCUGGUGGAAAGGCAGCUUGGUCGUUUUGGUGUUGGUGAAUCACUGCUGUGGUCAGACACACAAGGGGUGUUCAGGGCUGCCCACAACAUCAGGACAAUAUCCUGGCUUUUUGGAAGCCCUGUCUCACACUCAAAAGUUCUUUCCUACCCUUGAUUUUGAAUCAUCCCACAAGCAUCCCUGCUGCCUUUCCCUGGCAGAGCACAUGUCACAGCACUCCCAAAUGUCUCCUUGAUCCUGGAGCCAUCAAAUCUCCCCAUUCACUGGACCUACCUUGGCUCUGGGUUUGGGAGGCUUGUCCCACCUCUCCCAACCCCAGGCUUCAGAAAAUCCAGCACCAUUUCUGCAGGUUUGCUGGAAAGCAAAGAUAAGGGAUGUUUCAAAGCACUGUUCUGUUCUUUCUUCAUUGGUUGCAGCUUUGCUUUAUGUUGACUGCAAUUUUCUCAAUGUUUUUGUUGUUUUGGGGACUGAAUUUGUACCAAACUUGUCUGCAACAGCCAAUCACUGUUAUUUUGCUAUGCAUUGUACAUACAUUGAACAGGCUGAGAGGACUUGGCCUCUAUUUAAUAUUUAUUUCUUCUAUUUAUUGAGCAUUACUUUAAAAAAGGCUAUUUGGAUCAUGCAGUUGGGUCCAUGGAGGCAGGAGCCUUUGAAGCAUUGCCAGAUAUGUUAGAGAGAGCAAGGCAAAUUUGGCUCAUUUGGAUCUCACCACCAGUAUUUAGAGAGGAACCUCAUUGUGAUGGAGAUGGACAAGGCAGGGGAAAAUUCUCCAUCUCCUUGGACCAGCUUCUGUUGACAAAUCACAUCUCCCUGGAAAGGUGUGGGGAACUCAGAGGUGACAGGCCAGCUCUGGUGGAGGAAUAACCCUGCUCCUCUUCCUCUGGCACGUGCCAUAGGGCUGCCAUCACCAGAAAUCCCUGGAGUUCUCUGAUCUCCCACUGCUGUUCCAUCUUCCCUCUGGGGGACAGGGACACUUUGCAUCACCCUUUGCAUCAGCAAUGAGGAAGGGGAUAGGAUGGAAGUGACUGGCCAUGGUCUCUACCAGGAAGCAAGGAUAUCCCCCUGCCCCACCCUGAGACCCUCGUGCCAUGUCCUGCUUUGCCCCCUUCCCCAAGCUUUGUGCCAGCAGCUUUGCCCUGAUGUGAGCUCAGUAGCCAGGGCAGCACUGGGGAGGGUUCCCCUGUAGUUUCCAACAUGAGCAGAGCUUGCUUCAGGCAUCCUCCCCGAGCUUUGAGAAGAGCAUGAGCUGUGCUAAACCACCCCCCCUGCCCAGUGCCGCUCCAGCACCGCCACAGCCGCAGCAGCGCUCGCUCAGCUGGGAGCUGUUUGUGCUCCUUGGGCAGAGCUCCCUGUGCUGCUGCAGUGAGGACACAGCUCCAGCAUCAGCAGGCCAGUGCCCAGAGCUGGGCUGUUCCCACAGAGCUGCCCAGGAGCUGCUGGGUGCCCAGCCUCAGGGCUCUCGGGUAUUGGUUUGGGAAAGGGGCAGGUUCAGCUCCCUAAGGGAAGACUUUGCCCUUUAGUGUCCAGUGGGGUUUUGUUACCUCUUCACCAGAGAAUAAAUAAUUCUCAUGACUUUGCUGCUACCUGGCAGUUUGCACAUGACUGGGAGGGUCUCCAAAGCAGCAGUGUCGUGGUCAAGCACCCUAGCUUUGUCUAGAGAACAACACCCUCACCAGCCCAGGGCAGCUCUCCACCUGUGAAACCUGGGGAAUGAGAAGAUGUAGAACAAGAGCCAAGACGUGGGAAAAGCCGCGAGGGAAGCGGUGUCUCUGUUCUCUGCCUCUUGGUUGGUUCCACCCCAACGACACCGGCGCAUCUGUUCGUUUGAGUUCAUUGUAAAGCUCCCCUUGCUCUCCAUCCACAUGCGUUCUGUACCCUUUAGUCUUCAUGGGUGUUUGAGUUGUUAGCCUGGUUAGAAAAAGGUUCCAAUAAAGGUUCAGACAGUA
This is a messenger RNA of Catharus ustulatus (Swainson's thrush), 7370 nucleotides long. It is a transcript of the gene SRRM4, whose product is annotated as serine/arginine repetitive matrix 4. Gene Ontology annotation, biological process: regulation of RNA splicing; mRNA processing; neuron maturation. Gene Ontology annotation, cellular component: nucleus. Lineage: Eukaryota; Metazoa; Chordata; Aves; Passeriformes; Turdidae. The transcript has 13 exons. The coding region runs from base 70 to 1875 and encodes 601 amino acids. Gene Ontology annotation, molecular function: mRNA binding. The record is from RefSeq and is a predicted model, not a curated record.